This is a messenger RNA of Owenia fusiformis, 2139 nucleotides long. The record is from the annotation of a GenBank genome assembly. Lineage: Eukaryota; Metazoa; Annelida; Polychaeta; Sabellida; Oweniidae.
GGGAUUCAUAGUAAACCCUGAUGUGCAAACACUUAAACAUUUCAGCCUGAUAUUGUUUUGAAUGAAGUUCAUAAUUUCUUACACUAAGAAGACAUGUAAAUAAAAGCGCUCGUUCAAACUUUAUGUAUACAUUGGCAUUUAAAUGUUCACCUGAAAUACAGGUUAAGUCUUGGGAAAUAUUUCAAAAUCAAUUUAAUUAGUUCUACUUUGAUGGAACAUUCAAAGUUACCACAAAAAGCUUUCAAUACAGGACAACAGGAUCCAAGAGCAUCAAACUCAUUAUAUGGUUACCACGCAGAACCAACUUUUCUGAACAAAGUUGAGAAAAAAAAUACCAGUAUGACCAAAUAUACAGCUGAAGGCACAAGUUCUGCGCAAAGUUUUUCAGCACCAGGAGCCGAAGACUAGUUGUAUCAAAGAAUGAUAAAAAACGAAGUUUUACCAAUGGAACAAUACAACGGAUCUUCUAGUGACACUAGAGCACUUUCUCGGCAAGAUGAUAAAAACAACAGAGGUACAUCACAGGGUGGGCUAGGAUAUCACAUGGAUACAACCCAAGCAGAAGAAGGUAUAGGAUGUUGCGGCUACAUACUGAUGGGACUAUCCUACUUGCUCAUCAUCAUCACAUUUCCCAUCUCACUCUGUAUGUGCAUUAAGGUGGUGCAAGAAUAUGAAAGAGCAGUUAUCUUCAGAUUGGGUCGGCUUUUACCAGGGGGCGCCAAGGGACCAGGAUUGUUCUUCAUCGUCCCGUGUUUGGACAGCUACACCAGUGUUGAUCUGAGAACUAUUUCAUUUGACGUCCCCCCACAAGAGAUCCUUUCUAAAGACUCUGUGACAGUAGCUGUAGAUGCUGUUGUCUACUACCGCAUCAGCAAUGCAACAAUAUCUGUCACAAAUGUAGAAGAUGCUGCCAGAUCAACAAAACUUCUCGCAGCUACAACCCUGAGGAACGUCCUGGGAACCAAGGAUAUGGCAGCCAUCUUGGCCGACAGAGAACAGAUAAGCCAGAUGAUGCAGAGCAGCUUGGAUGAGGCUACUGACCCAUGGGGUGUCAAGGUUGAGCGUGUAGAAAUUAAGGAUGUGCGUCUACCAGUUCAGUUGCAACGUGCUAUGGCUGCAGAAGCUGAGGCCUCCAGAGAAGCCAGAGCCAAGGUCAUCGCAGCAGAGGGAGAAAUGAAAGCGUCGCGUGCCUUGAAGGAAGCCGCCGAUGUUAUGGCUGAGAGCCCCUCAGCCAUUCAGCUUCGUUACCUACAGACCCUCAACACGAUUUCUGCCGAGAAAAACAGCACCAUCAUUUUCCCACUGCCCAUAGAUUUCCUGAAAGGUUUCAUGGACAGAGGACCACAAACAUCAAUGUAGGAUUGUGUCUAGAGACUGAAUAAAAAACUGAUUUUGAUUGGUUGAUUCAGGGUCAUGUGAUUCAAACUGGCUUGUGAUAGGUCAGUUCCAAUGGAAGCAUUACUACUCACUAGUACAGAGAAAAAAAGAACAAAAAUACAUUUAUUCAGACUGUUAGUUAACUGUUCAUAUUCAGGCUGUUUUAAAGGAUUAUAUUCUUCACGGAUUUAUUAUUGCUUACGACCAAUAUGACUCCAAGGGACAUUAGCCUCACACAAGCUUAACAAAUCACUUAACUCAGUGGGUCAGAUCCCUGACUCAUAAACUUGUAUAAUAGAAUAUAUUGGACUCAAAUAACUACAUGUACAUGUAUAUAUUAUGAAGAGAAUAGUUGAUUGAGUUCCAAAGUUCAGAUUGGGCACCAUGGAGGAUUACUGGAGUAAGUCUUACAUCUCGUGUGUGUGUUCUUUUCCCCUCCCUGUCAAUUUCCUGACUCACAUCUUGUGUCUGACGGAAUAAGGGAGGAGGGGGUUGUAUCAUUGUAUUGAUGCAAGAGAAAGUUGGAUCAGUAUAUAUGUGGACAUAUCCACUUAUAGGACUGCCAUGCCUAGCAAAAAGCCUAGUGCUCAUUGCAUACACAAGCUUGAUUUGAACUGGACUGAAAGAUCGGGGCUAUGAGGCAUAAAAUUAUUCUAAUAUGGGAUUCAAUGCUGAUAGCCCACAAGGCUUAUAUGCUACAGUAUGGCUAAAAACUGAGUGAAUUUAAGCCCAAUGCAAUAUUCAUAAGUAUUAGCAAUCACA